Molecule: messenger RNA, 957 nt
Organism: Trichobilharzia szidati
Lineage: Eukaryota; Metazoa; Platyhelminthes; Trematoda; Strigeidida; Schistosomatidae
Source: the annotation of a GenBank genome assembly
AUGAAUGCUAACAUGCAGACACAUACACAAGUAGAGGGGUUUUUUAUCAACAUAUUCCAGUCACUGUUGGUAUCUACCUUUAUAGUAGGCGAGUGUUUAACGUAUUUCCUUCCAGAAUUUGUAUCACACGGUUCAGGAAGAAAACGUUUCGCUUCGAUUUCAUUUUGUCUAGAGAUGCGCUUAUAUCUGGUCAUAUUUGCUAUUUGCACAUCUUAUCUCGUAUUGGCCCAAGACGACUUCAAUAAACCUGACGACGAAUCGGAUGUAGAUGCAUGUGAAAAUGUGAAAUGUAAACCGGGUGAAAUGUGCACAGAUGGUAAAUGCAGCUGCCUUGAUGAUUGUCCAUCUGAGUGGAACAGUUACAAUAGACAGUUGUGCGUAGACGGAGUAACCUACAGACAUGAAUGUGACCUAUGGAGAAAUCAAUGUUACUGUCGAUCAGGUGAUUCAAGAUGUGGUGGUGAACAGUUCAGUAAUCAUAGGGCCAAUGAAAAUUCUGCUAUCAAAUAUUACGAUGAAUGUCGUGAUCUUAGUGGUCUGUGUGACUGGGAUCAAAAUGAAAGCACAUUCGCUCUUCGACUUGGAAUGUGGUUUCAGGAGUUACUACGUCAAAAGUGGUCUUCUUCAUCUUGGUCAAAUGACGACGACAGUCUACUUCGUCCGAUGGAUACCAAAGCAAGAAGUACAACAAGUAAACUGGUAUCACAAAAUUCACCUCAUGAAAGAGUCAAUGGAGGAGUCAUCAGUUACUGGUUUUGUGAACUUGAUCGCAGAAACAGAGGAUCAUUACAACAAGAUGAUUUAAAUGCCUUGUAUCAGCUGUUAUUACCGUCAACACCAUGCCUAGAAGUAUUUAUUAACCGUUGCUCUGGUUCCGGGGGAAUAUCAUUCGACCAGUGGCAUAAUUGCUUCGAUAUACCUUCGGAAGAACGAAUGCAGUGCAGUGAGUUCAAAUAG